This is a messenger RNA of Nelumbo nucifera (sacred lotus), 5612 nucleotides long. Its product is annotated as ethylene-insensitive protein 2.1-like. NCBI's taxonomy places the organism in Eukaryota, Viridiplantae, Streptophyta, Magnoliopsida, Proteales, Nelumbonaceae. Gene Ontology annotation, cellular component: plasma membrane. Gene Ontology annotation, molecular function: cadmium ion transmembrane transporter activity; manganese ion transmembrane transporter activity. Gene Ontology annotation, biological process: iron ion transmembrane transport; ethylene-activated signaling pathway; manganese ion transport. The record is from RefSeq and is a predicted model, not a curated record.
UUUGCGGCCUUAAAUUUGACGGUUUUAUUUUUUUUCAUGGAGGAACCAAUACGAAACCUUGGGAAUUACGUUUCUUACCUCUGGAAUGGCCCCUCGUUUCUUGCUUGUUCAUUUAUUAAUUUGACCUUCAGCAGCAUCAGAUCCGUGGAAGUAGAUGUGUCAGUCAUGUCUUCUCUUUUGCUAUUAAUGGCUUCAAGUUUGGAUUGCCUGGAGUGGACUCCUAUGCUCCUCUCAUCCUGUAGGGUUUGUCAGGGGUUUCUGUUUUCCUCUUUCGGGGAUUAGGGUUUCUUGCUAGGUUGCCUCAGGUGGGGAUGCGUUUGUGGCUACAACCUUGAAUUGGAUUAUGUUUCAUGGGAUACUGGAGAAAGAUUCUGAUAGUUAGACUUGCUUGUUGUCUGUAAGCUUUAAGAUAAAACUGGCUUUAGAAGGACACCUUGGAUUUCAAAUUAUAACUAGGACUUUACUCCUUUUGGAUGAACCUUCAGGUCAUGGAAAAAUUAAGAAGCAGAAAGAUGACAACUAUGAUGUUUCACUAACAUGUUAUCAUGCAAGUAAAUGUGUUUCAAAAAGAAGCUGUGGGAUUUGAGUUUUGUGAGUACACUACAAAGACCCAUUAGACUUACAUUUUCAGUCAUCAUGAAAUCUAUGGAUAUAUAAAUGCUUAUUCUUGCUGAAGAUAAGCUAUCUCAGUCAGUCCUUAGAAUGACUACAUUUGAAGAUGAUUGACCAUUGAAGUCACAAAUGUCCUAUUGGGUAACUUGUAAAGGGAUGCCAUGCAGCAAUCUUGCAAAGGAAGAAUUUGAACAGUGAACAUUGUUACAGGAGACUGUCUGACUUAGUUUGAUCACUGCUGGAAGUUUCUUCAAGCAUCUAGAAGUGCAUAUUCAAGUAUUGGACUGAUCUUUACCUAGAACUGAAUGAGAGAUAUGGAAGCUGAUCCAACUGGUAUUAACCAGAUGAAGGAUGUUGCUUUUCGGCUAUUCCCUGCUGUUGGACCCAUGCUUCUAAUCUCUAUGGGAUAUAUUGACCCUGGAAAGUGGGCAUCAGCUGUUGAAGGUGGUGCCCAUUUUGGUUCUGAUCUUGUAUUGCAGAUGCUUGUUUUCAAUUUUGCUGCAAUUCUGUGCCAGUAUCUUGCAGCUUGCAUUGGUUUAGUCACUGGGAAGAAUCUUGCACAGAUUUGCAGUGAGGAGUACAAUAAAUCCAUAUGCAUAUUUCUUGGAGUUCAAGCAGAGCUCUCUAUUAUAGCUUUGGACCUGACUAUGAUUCUGGGCAUUGCACAUUCCCUCAAUCUCCUUUUUGGGGUGGAUCUGUUCACUUGUGUCUUUUUGACUGCACUUGAUGCUGUUUUCUUUCCAAUUUUUGCCACCAUCAUGGAGAAAUGCAAGGAAAAAGUCCCAUAUAUAAGCAUAGCAGGAUUUAUACUGCUUUCUUAUAUUCUGGGAAUGCUUUUCAGUCAACCUGAAAUCCCAUUUGGCAUAAAUGGGAUGCUAACGAGGUUAAAUGGGGAGAGUGCAUUUACAUUGAUGAGUCUUCUUGGAUCAGCUAUUAUGCCUCACAAUUUUUACCUCCACUCUUCUAUUGUUCAGCAACAGCAACUGCAGAAACCAUCACAUGCAUCAAAGAAUGCCUUAUGCAAUGACCAUUUUUUUGCCAUAUUAUGUGUGUUCAGUGGCAUUUUUCUGGUGAACUAUGUUUUGAUGAACUCUGCAGCAACCGUUUUUCACAAUGCUGGUGCUGUUGUGCUUACUUUUCAGGAUGCACUUUUGCUUAUGGACCAGGUAUUUAGGAGCCCUAUGGCACCUUUUGCCUUGUUUCUGAUCCUUUUCUUUUCUAGUCAUAUUACAGCAUUAACUUGGAAUCUUGGUGGGCAAGUAGUCUUGCAUUAUUUAUUCACAGUGGACCUACCUGUUUGGCUCCAUCGUGCAACAAUCAGGACUUUUGCCAUUGUUCCAGCCCUUUACUGCGCAUGGAAUUCUGGUGCUGAGGGAAUGUAUCAAUUGCUUAUUUUUGCUCAAGUAAUGCUAGCCAUGCUACUUCCAUGUUCUGUGAUUCCCCUUUUUCGGGUGGCCUCAUCAAGUUCAAUAAUGGGUGCUCUCAGAAUCUCUCAAUUUGUGGAGUUUUUAGCUUUGAUGACAUUUUUUGGUAUGCUUGGUUUAGAAAUUAUCUUUGUUGUGGAAGUGGUAUUUGGGAACAGUGACUGGGUGGGUAGUUUGAGAUGGAACAUGGGAAGUAAUAUUGCAUUCUCAUAUGUUAUUGUUCUCGCCAUUGCCUCUGUGUCACUUUGUAUGAUGCUUUGGCUGGCAACAACACCACUGAAGUCUGCAAGUGCUAAUCCAGAUGCACAGAUGUGGAAGUGGGAUCUACAAUAUUCUCGACCUGAGUUAUUCAUGGAGGGAGAGGAAAUGGGUUUAGUUAGGACUACUUACCAUGGAGAGGAGACUGCAGCUGAAGAGCCAGCAUUUGAGAAAUCUUUGGAGAGUCGAUCAGAUGGUUCAGCUAUGGAACUUGAUGUUGAUUUGCCUGAAAUGAUUAUGGAUUCUGAUCAGGAACCUCAUGCUACUCCCAUUGAGGAGAAAUGUACUUCUACUGCAGUUCUUAGCUCCCCAAUACGCCAUUCAGAGGAAUCGGGGUCCACAGUUGAGUUGGCACCGGUUGCAACUGUAGGUAGUGAGGUUUCUGAUGGUGGAUCCCUGGAUUCUGAAUCUGUACAGAAGUUUGAGUCUGUGGACCCAGUGGGAAAAACUGUUGAUUUUGAGGGAGAGUUGCAGACUGAGAAGGAUGAGGAUGAGGGGGAAGCAUGGGAGCCAGAAGAAUCAUCUACAGUAAUCUCUGCAGGUGGGCCCACUUUAACUUCUGAGGGUUCUGGGUCUUGUAGGAGUCUAAGUGGGAAGAAUGAUGAAGGGAUUAGUGGUGGUGGGAGUCUUUCAAGAUUAUCUGGAUUGGGGCGAGCUGCCAGACGCCAAUUAGCUGCUAUUCUCGAUGAGUUCUGGGGUCAGUUGUAUGAUUUUCAUGGGCAGGUAACUCAAGAAGCAAAGUCCAAAAAAUUGGAUGUAUUGCUGUUAUUGGAUCUGAAACCUGCUGUUUCUCAGAAGGUAGACCCUUUGGGAAAUGAAUGUUCUGGAUUCCUCCCUCUAGCAGAAAGAAACUCAAGUAUUUAUGACUCCCCCAAGAAGCAGAGAAUGCCAAGCAGUGUAGCAUUAUCUUGUGGGCUUCAAACAGGUUCUUCUGGAUCAUGGUCUACUCAAAUGCAGUUGUUGGAUGCAUACACAAACAGUUCCAGUCGCAACAUUGUUGAUGCUGGUGAGAGACGAUACUCUAGCUUACGCCUGCCACCUUCUUCUGAGGGCUGGGAUUAUCAACCUGCAACAGUGCAUGGUUAUCAGGUUGCGUCCUAUCUCAGUAGGAUGGUUUCAGAGAGAAAUGCUGAUCUCCUAGGUAUUCCAUUGGAUCCACCAACCCCUAAAUCCUCAUCUUUUGUCCCAACCAACUACAGAGAUUCAAUUUCUUUUGCUUUGGGGAAAAAACCACAAAAUGGGAUUAGCUCUUUAAGUUCAUCCAGCAUUCAGAACCCAAUUGUCUCUAGAAGUAGUACAUUACAAGCUGAACGACCUUGUUAUGAUCCCUGUUCUUAUGGACCUGUUGAAAAUGCUGGGUCUUCAGCAUACACAAAGAAGUACCAUAGCUUACCUGACAUUUCAGGGCUUGCAGUUCCUCUUCGGGAUUCCUAUUUGUCUGAGAAGAGUUCUCCCUGGGACAGCUCUAUUGGUUUUGGGCCAUCUGUUGGCAAACCGACAUAUGAACAAUCUCUAUAUUCAAAUAGUGGAUCCAGGGCAGGAGUCCCUUUGCCAUUUGAUGAACUCUCUCCAUCAAAGUUCUACAGAGAUGCUCUCUCUGUAAACAUGAGACCAAAUUCAGACACCAGGUCACUCUGGUCUAGACAGCCUUUUGAACAAUUAUUUGGAGUAGCAGGUCAAACUCAGUGUGUGGGUGAUGGAGUUGGAACAAGACAGAAUCUGGUUAAGCAAGAAACAACUUGUCUUUUGGAUUUGGAGGCCAAACUGCUCCAGUCUUUCAGAUAUUGUAUCGUGAAGCUCUUGAAACUGGAGGGAUCUGAUUGGUUAUUCAGGCAGAACGAUGGAGCCGAUGAGGAUCUGAUUGAUCGUGUUGCCACCAGGGAGAGGUUCCAUUAUGAAGCUGAAACUAGGGAGGUGAACCAGAUAUUGGGGGUCUCCCAAUAUUUUUCUUCUGACAAGAAGACCAGUUCAGGACUGAAGAAUGAGGAGGCUGGUCUCGCCAGGUUUCUUGUUUCCUCGGUUCCUCAUUGUGGAGAGGGAUGUGUUUGGAAAGUGGAUUUGGUAGUGAGCUUCGGGGUGUGGUGCAUUCACAGGAUACUGGAGUUGUCAUUAAUGGAAAGCAGGCCAGAGCUAUGGGGAAAAUAUACUUACGUUCUUAAUCGUCUCCAGGGUAUUCUUGAUCUAGCAUUUUCGAAGCCCCGUACUCCCCUGCCUCCUUGUUUCUGCCUCCAAGUUCCUGCAACUCGUGCAAGGAGGUCCAUUCCACUCCCAAAUGGGCUACCCCCAUCUGGGAAACCAGGAAGGGCGAAAUGCACAAGUGCAUCAAUGCUUCUUGAUUUAAUCAAGGAUGUUGAGACUGCAGUCUCCUCCCGCAAGGGUCGAUCGGGCACUGCAGCCGGUGAUGUGGCUUUCCCUAAAGGUAAAGAGAAUCUGGCAUCGGUCCUGAAGCGCUACAAGCGUAGGCUUUCUAACAAACCUGUUGGAACAAUGGAAGGUGGUCCUGGGUCGCGCAAGGUUCCCAUACCAACCUCUUAUGCCUUGUAACUGUUCCAUUUCCUUGAAAAUCAGUUCACAAGGCUCCUGCGGAGUAAUGAACACCUCCGCCUCUUGGAAGUGUCUAUAUCUCUUCCAUGUGUACAGAGUCUUCGCUGCAAAUUUCAUUUCCAUAUAUGUUGUUUAUACAUAUUGUAAAAGUUAUGGAGCUGCAAUUGCAGCGGAAAAGAAAAUGGGUAGGAAAAGGUGGAAAGCUGGUUGUAAUUGUUCCUGAUGUUGUUGUAGUUACCGCUGUGAUUGUAGUGUGUGUCACCAUUUUUUAUUAUCAGAUGGUGAUAUUCCAAAUCACGUGGGUAAGGGGAAAAAAGGAAAAGAAAAUGAAUGGACGGUGGAGAUAUUUUGGAGGAAAAUAAUUUUGAGAAUAUUAAAGUUCCGACUUGAAGCCUUACUUUUUCGCUCUUCGUUUUUACUAGUUGCAACUUUUUAACACAUGCACAGCCGGAGAGGACCCUUCUGUUGCAUUGCUCGUUGGAAGAAGAACGAUGUGUGCUUCUGAUUCUGCACUUAGGCUGUUUUUUGGUUUGAAAGAGAAGUAGAGAAAGAAGGGAAAGGUAGGGGAAGGGGAACUUGUAGAUGUUUUUUUUUAUUAUUUUUAUUUGGUUUGGAAGAAAAGGUAGGGAAAGCCUUGGUUUCUUGUGCUUCUUUAAUCUCUACUGUAUCUGUGGUUGUGUUGAUAUUUUGUAUCUAGACUCGAGCGAGCUUUAUUGCAACUGGGUUGGCAAGAUGAAAUAUUCAAAGUUCCCAUGCAAUAUGCAACAUUUCCUA